ACUAAAACCAACAGGAUGAAGGUGAAAUGGACCCAGCUGGGUUUGGUGUUUUUCCUCGUUUUAUCACUGGUGAUGACAGGAUGCUUCUUCUGGCAAUAUCAGCUGCCAAAACUUCUGCCAGAUGAAGGGAUGGGUCGCAAUGCCAAUUCAGAGAUGAUGUGUCCCCGUUUCCCUGAGCCUCUCCCGCUGGAGCAUCCUAUCCCCAGCCUGAAAGAGGCCCUGGAAAAGGUGGACGUUAUGCUUCGGCAGAACAUCAACCCUAUCAGCCUCCCCUCUCUGUCGGCCAUUGUGAUCUUAAAUGACACCGUUUUGUGGACCGGCAAUUUUGGAAAAAGGAAUAGCAGUGACCCUCUCUCCGGACCCCCCAACGAGUACACAAUUUACAGAAUUGCCAGCCUAUCCAAAAUCUUCCCGACGCUGAUGCUGUACAGACUGUGGGAGGACGGGAAGAUUGGCUCCCUAGAUGACCCUCUGGAGAAAUAUGUGGAUAACUUCACCAUCAAAAACCCUCUGGGGAAGACGCGAGACUCUGAGCUAAAAUAUGUGACAGAUGGCCUGAUAUUUCUGGACAGUGGGGAGGUUCAGAUCCGCUCCUCCUCGGUCACCUUGCGCAGGAUGGCCAGCCAGCUCUCAGGCCUACCCAGGAGACUGCGGGCCACAAAUCUGCUUUGGAAAGGAAAAACACAAUCUGCGAUCAAUCUUCUACAAGAUGAUGUCCUUGUCGCAGACCCAGGCACCAAAUGUCACUACAGCAACCUCGCCUUUUCUCUGCUGGCUCAUGUGAUGGCCGAGCGCGUGGCCUCCGUUGACUACCAGCGGUGGAUCACAGACAACAUCCUGGACCGGCUGGGGAUGGAGGACACCGGCUUCGACAUCACCCCGGGGCUUCAGGGCCAGAUGGCCGUGGGAGUGUACUCUAGUGGAAAACCAGCCCCACUCUAUGACCUGGGCUGGUACCGGCCUUCCGGUCAGAUGUUCUCCACUGCCGCAGACUUGGCCAAGCUUGCCAUGAUGCUGCUGGGUGCUUACCACCGCAAGCUGCUGGAGCCAGACUCAUUGAAGAUCAUGCUGACCCCGCUCUUCAGGUGCGAUAAGGACUACUUUGCCAACCGCACUGGGACGCCGUGGGAGGUGAACGAGCAGAUGGGAUACGAGGUGGUGCGUAAAGAUGGCGAUCUGGACGGCUACUCUGCCACCUUCUCCCUGGUGCCCAGAUUGAAGCUUGGUCUGGUGGUGCUAAUGGCUGGCAGCCGGUCUCAGAACCAGGAUCUGGUCACAAAAGCCUACAACCUCAUCAUCCCAGCUAUAGAAAAAGCCUUUAGGGAGGCCAAGAAGAUCCUCUUUGCCCCCCCAAACCCAGAACGUUACAUCGGCUUUUUCACCUACAGCAACAUCACCUUCUACGAGAUUAAAGUUGGGACGGACGGAGUUCUGGUGAUGCAACAGUUUGGGCCUCAGAUAGAAGAGCUGAUCCCAGAGAAGUACAGGACAAUAAAGCUCAACUACCUGGUUGACCGGGUGUUCAGAGUGGUUUUUGAAAAAGAGUACCCCUGUGUUUUGCGAGUUGGCACGGCCUCGGUGUCCCUGGAAGCCCAAGAUGGCCAAUUAUUUAACUUCUACACGUUCGACAAGCGGGGUUUGUCCCCUGGUUUUGAUGCACCAGGACUGAACACGUAUAAUGUGGUCAGAAUAGCCCGCAGGCCAACCUUCUCAAGCUGAACUGCAGCAAGGCUGCGUCCUACAGACAAGUCGUGUGUCCUUGGGAUAUGUGAGGGACUGUAAACAAAAAAAAGGAUGUGAAUAUUGAAAGACCAAAUGGAAAAGUUGGGGUCACAGUAUUUGUCAAAGUUAGGAUUGUGUGCUUGAUUUACAGCAAGUGCAAAGAGUGACGUAUAAUGUCUUGCACAGAAAAUUAA
This is a messenger RNA of Morone saxatilis (striped sea-bass), 1916 nucleotides long. RefSeq names its product lactamase, beta-like 1b (gene lactbl1b). The coding region runs from base 16 to 1719 and encodes 567 amino acids. Lineage: Eukaryota; Metazoa; Chordata; Actinopteri; Moronidae. The record is from RefSeq and is a predicted model, not a curated record. The transcript is spliced from 6 exons.